This is a messenger RNA of Paecilomyces variotii, 1257 nucleotides long. RefSeq lists its product as hypothetical. Bases 1 to 1257 code for a protein of 418 amino acids. The record is from RefSeq and is a predicted model, not a curated record. The transcript has a single exon. NCBI's taxonomy places the organism in Eukaryota, Fungi, Ascomycota, Eurotiomycetes, Eurotiales, Thermoascaceae.
AUGAACAAGCUUAUUCAUUAUCCAGACAUCCUCCUCAAAAUCUUGGAGCAUGUCGACCUGAACACGUUCCUAUCUCUUUAUGGAACAUGUGUAGCACUCCACAAUCUCAUCAUCACUUAUCAAGCUACAUUAACUGUUACUGUGGCCCAGAACACUUUUCCGGAGGAAAUCCUGCGUAUACUCGAAAGGAUUCAUGACGAACAGCAUAAAGAUGGCUAUAUCCAUAACGGCGAUGACGAUGGUGCAGGUCCCAUGCGCAGAUAUAGUAUCUGCUGGCUGCGUGAUCUGGUCCCCAGAUUCCUGGCUGUCGUGGCCGUGGAUCGCUACCGGCACAUGAACGAUGGAGCAUGCGGAUCGAACUACUGGCGACAGGGCAUCGCGGCUGCCGAUCCGCUAGGAGAUCCCCUGAGGGCAAGGGUCGCGAAUGGGUUUCGAAUUAUUGCCCGGCUAGGUUGCAUUGCGCGAGAAGUGGAUAUUCAACAGAAGAAAAGUGAUAUUUCGACCGAGUCGCAGUUGAUCCUGCCGAAGCGAACGAGAGCAGAACGCUUGAGAAGCAUAAUCCGUUCACGAGGGAAAUGGGACGCUGCCCAGGAGAUCACAGCAAGACGAGAAAAGGCGAUUGAGAAGAAACAACUCACUUAUAUCGACACCUCGGUAACACCAAAACAGGCGGCGGAUUACCAGCUGGUGGGUUUAUAUCUCGACGGCGUAUUCUACCCUCUCACCCUUGAGAGCUGGCCCCAGGGCGAAUUCAGUCGGAAAAAGAGGACCGGUCCGGGAGGGGUUUGUGCUUCUGGCUGGCUAACAUGGCUCAUGUUGCGAGAGGGGAUAUCGUUACUGUGGCAGCAAUGGUGGGUGAAGAGGACGGACCCCGAUGCCCCCUCUCUGAAGGAGAGAAUCGAGAGAAUAUUUUUGCAGCGGAACAAGGAACAGGUGGAAUGCGAACGGCAGACUGGGUUGUCGGUUUCUCAGUCGCUAUACAGGCUAUCCACCGACGACAGUGAGUGCUGGCGACAGUGGCUCUUUCAGCUCUGCGAUGUUACUUAUCCUGCGCAACGGCCGGAGCGGCGGUUUUCGCUUGCAGCGGAGACCGAGGAAGAGGAGGAGGGUUUGGAGUUGGAGAGUAUCAGAGUGAAUGAAAUCAUGGAUCAUGUUGCUUUUCAUGUUGACAAGAAGCCCCAUAUGGCUACUGGUCAGAGAUACUAUAUUGAUUAUACACGGCUUUGCUCGGCCGCUCAACGUCUGGUGCUCCGUUGA